Molecule: messenger RNA, 5748 nt
Organism: Bicyclus anynana (squinting bush brown)
Lineage: Eukaryota; Metazoa; Arthropoda; Insecta; Lepidoptera; Nymphalidae
Gene: Cse1
Product: exportin-2
Exons: 19
Coding region: 118-3033 (971 amino acids)
Biological process (GO): protein import into nucleus; protein export from nucleus
Cellular component (GO): nuclear envelope; cytosol
Molecular function (GO): small GTPase binding; nuclear export signal receptor activity
Source: RefSeq, a predicted model, not a curated record
UGGUGGUUCCGGUAUUUCGUCGAAUGUCGAAGAACGACAAAAAAUUGAAUUUUACUAUUUGUAAUAAAUAAUACAGAGACAAACGCCCGCUAACAGCACUUAAAGUAAUCAUAUAAUAUGGAAGUAACUGAUGAUAAUUUGGCUACCUUAGCUAACUAUUUGCAGCAGACGCUUAAUCCUGACCCAAACGUUAGAAGACCGGCUGAAAAGUUUUUGGAAGGUGUUGAAGUGAACCAGAACUAUGGAAUCCUUCUGUUGCACCUUAUGGACAAAGAGUCUGCAGAUCCCACCAUCAGGGUCGCUGCCUCCAUCACAUUUAAAAAUUAUAUCAAGAGAAACUGGCCAGUGGAAGAAGAUGGAGUAGAUCGCAUCCAUGCCUCAGAUCGUGUUACCAUUAAGUCACUGAUUGUGUCGCUGAUGCUGAAGUCACCAGAGUCCGUCCAGAGGCAGCUCAGCGAUGCUGUGUCCAUCAUUGGCAAGUCAGACUUCCCUGAGAAGUGGCCGGGCCUCAUCAGUGAAAUGGUGGAGAAGUUUGGAACAGGUGAUUUCCACGUAAUAAACGGCGUGCUACGAACUGCACAUUCACUGUUCAAGAGGUACCGCUAUGAGUUCAAAUCGCAAAAGCUGUGGGAGGAGAUCAAGCAUGUCCUUGAGAACAUUGCUAAACCACUCACUGACCUUUUUGUGGCUACAAUAGAACUAACAAACACACAUGCGAACAACCCUCAAGCUCUGAAGGUCAUAUACGGCUCCCUGGUGCUCAUUUGCAAGGUGUUCUACUCCCUGAACUGUCAGGACUUGCCCGAGUUCUUUGAGGACAACAUGCCAAUAUGGAUGCCCAACCUACUCAAUUUGCUACAAGUCAAAGUUCCCUCCUUGGAGACAGAUGAUUCGGAUGACAAGCCGGGAGUGCUGGAGCAGCUGCGCACAGAGGUGUGCGAGUGCGCCGCGCUGUACGCGCUCAAGUACGAGGAGGAGUUCGCGCCGCACGCGCCCGCCUUCGUGUCCGCCGCCUGGCACGUGUUGCUCGGCACCGGCGCCAUGCCCAAGUACGACUCGUUGGCUUCAAAUGCUUUGAACUUCCUGUCAAAAGUUGCUGAGAAAAAUAACUAUAAGAGCUUGUUUGAAGACCCGGCUACGCUGAGCAGUAUUUGCGAAAAAGUUGUUAUACCCAAUAUGAAAAUCAGAGAGUCCGACAUGGAACUGUUCGAAGACAACCCCGAGGAGUACGUCCGACGGGACAUCGAGGGCUCGGACGUGGACACGCGCCGGCGCGCCGCCUGCGACCUCGUGCGCACGCUGGCGCUGCACUACGAGGACAAGAUGAUGAGCAUCUUCGGCCAGUACGUCGAGAUGAUGCUGAACAACUACUCUACGAGCGGCGGCAGCGAAUGGGUGGGCAAGGACACGGCGCUGUUCCUGGUGACGUCCCUGGCGUCGCGCGGCGGCACGCAGGCGGCGGGCGUCACGCGCGCCUCGCCGCUGGUCGACCUCGCCUCCUUCGCUGCUAACCACGUGCUGCCUGAGCUGCAGAGGCCCAACGUGACCGAACUGCCUGUGUUAAAGGCUGAUGCCAUCAAAUACAUCAUGACGUUCCGCUCACUGCUGCCCAAAGAGAUCAUCGUCACUGCUUUCCCGCUAUUGAUCCAGCACAUCACCGGUCGUGGUGUGGUAUGCACGUAUGGAGCGUGCGCGGUCGAGAAGUUAAUAGCGGGCGGGAUGGUGACUCGCGCGGAGCUCGAGCCGCAUGCGCCCGCGUUGUUGGCAGCGCUGUUUGCGACGUUGGGCGCGCAGGACAACCCCAGCGAGCACAACGAGUAUGUCAUGAAGGCCGUGCUGCGCACGCUGGCGGUGCUGCGCGAGGCGGCGCUGCCGUACGUCGGCGAGGCGCUGCCCAAGCUGGCCGGCAUGCUGGCCGUGGUGGCCAAGAACCCGUGCAAGCCGCACUUCAACCACUACCUGUUCGAGAGCCUGUCGCUCGCUGUACAAUUAGUAGUGAAAUCAAACCCAAAUGCCAUAACAGCGUUCGAAGAUGCCCUGUUUCCGAUAUUCCAGGAAAUUUUGCAAAAUGAUGUACAAGAGUUCAUGCCAUACGUGUUCCAAAUGCUGUCACUAUUGCUGGAGAUGCGCGGCGGCGGGGCGGGCGGCGCGGGGGACGCGAGCGCGGAGGCGUACGCCGCGCUGCUGCCGUGUCUCGUGGCCCCGCCGCUGUGGGAGCGCACGGCCAACGUGCGCCCGCUCGUGCGCUUGCUAUGCGCGUUCGUGGCCACGCGUUCCGACCGAGUGCUCGCCGACGGGAAACUGAAUGCAAUGCUCGGAGUGUUCCAGAAAUUGAUUGCUUCGAAGACAAACGAUCACGAAGGAUUUUAUCUCAUCCAGACCAUAUUGUUUAAAUUUGGCGAGUCGGUGAUGCAGCCGUACACGAAGCAGAUAAUAACGCUGCUGUUCCAGCGGCUGUCGUCGUCCAAGACCACGAAGUACAUCCGCGGCCUCAUCGCCUUCCUCGGCUUCUUCGCGGCGCACUACGGCGCCGACGCGCUCGUCGACAUCGUCGACUCUGUGCAAGCCAACAUGUUCGCGAUGUACGUGGAGCGCGUGCUGGUGCCGGACGUGCAGAAGGUGUCGGGCGCGCUGGAGCGCAAGGCGGCCGCCGUCGGCUGCGUCAGGCUGCUGUGCCACAGCGCGCACUUCCGCGACGGCGCGCUGGCCCGCCUGUGGACGCCCGUGCUGCAGGCGCUGAUCGCGCUGUUCGAGCUGCCGGCGGACGAGAGCACGCUGCCGGAGGACCACUUCAUCGAGGUGGACGACACGCCCGGCUACCAGCCGCAGUACGCGCAGCUCGCGUGCGCCAGGGGCAGCGCCAGCGACCCGCUCGCCGGUGUGGAGGACCCGAAGCGCUACCUGGUGGAGAGCCUGGCGAGCAUGUCGCGCGCGCACCCCGGCGUGCUGCCGCCGCGCGUGGCCGCGCUGGACGAGCCGCACCGGAACGCGCUGCACAACUACCUGGCCGCCUACAGCGUGCAGCUUUGCUGAACACUGCCCAUACACGCGAUAGACCGUGACACGUGCACUGUGGGUGACACACUUUUAUUUGAUACCUCUACAUCAUUAACAACCCAUAUUCAGCUCAGUGCUUAGCACGAGUCUCCUCUCAGAAUGAGAGGGCUUAGGCCAAUAGUCCACCACACUGGCCCAAUGCGGAUUGGCAGACUUCACACACAUAGAAAAUAAAGAAAAUGAAUUUAAAACGACACUACCACAAAAGAGACGUCAUUCAAGGAGAUUUUUUUUAUCUUCAAUGUUCGUAUUAGGAUAUGAACUUCCUGUGCUGGAUUGUCGUGUCCUGUUUAAAAAAAUACCGCAGAUUUCUAUAGAAAUAGUUAAGUGGCUAAGCAGGUCCCAACUAUUUGGAACUGAAAUAAGGUGUCUACUUAUGUACGUACGAACAAAACCCUAAAAACAAUGGCCUAUGGGAAACCACUUUAAUUUUAAUAACAAGCAAGUGUGUGUUGAGGUGUCAAAUAAAAAUGAUUUAUAUACAGACCUUUUUUUGCAUCAAACUUUUGAUUCUUAUGUAAACAAAAUUCAAAAAUAUCAAUAUCUAUACAGUAGGCUUGACUCAAGUCCGAGAUAUCACUUACGAGUUAAAGUGGAAAAGGGAUUCAGAACGGGCAUGUUAACCUUUAUAAAAAUUCAAACCCUUGUGAAGUUUAAAAAUAUGACUUAUUAUAUUUAAAAUACCAGGGCCUCUUGCCAAGUUACAUAUUGAUUCUCUUUCUAGAAUCAGUUUCAAAAAACGUUGUAAACGUUUUGAAAAAAAAACAAGUUUGGUAGACCACACGAUGAAAGUGAAACUUCUUUCAAAAUUAAAAAGCAAAGUGCCAUCUAUGAGCCUCAGGCGUAACUGCAUAGCAAAAAGUUCUCCAUACGUACAAAAAGGUAUUCGUUUUCAAGUUCUUUAUGAACGCCAUCUAUUAAUAGUUUAAAAUAACUAACACUAAAUGGCAUAGUGAUGCUUCUAGAUGACAGAAGGCAUCACCCAAUUACACUUUUUGUAACGCACUUUUCAAGUUAAGCGAUUAAAGAAGUUUUACUUCAAAAAUAUAUGGAAAUUACCUGUCUGAUCUGACAUUCCCAGAUAUUUUUAAAUUUUUGAAAUAUUUCGAAGCGAAAGAGAAUCGAUAUUACAUGGCUAGGGGCCUAGGCGUUUCAAAUGUAUAGUGAUUAAAUGUCACAUUAGCUGUUAAUAUCUUACUUAUGUUUUCUUUAUUUGUAAUUGUAUGUAUUUCUCAAUGUAUGUAAAUAUUAACGUAUGGAAGGACUGAGUAACAUUAAUGAUAAGAGAACAUAGGUGUAACUGUAAAAAUGAAAAAAAAUGUGAUAGCAAUCCUAAGGCUGCUUACACACUGUCUACUGUUGUUGGAGUCAGCAUACAAUACUUUAUGAUGUAUAUGUCCGCUACUUUCCUCACAUAAUGUAUCACAUUGUAUCAAAAGUUUUUUUUGAUUUUGAUUUUUAUUGAAGUUACCUGAAAACGAAUAAUAUUAGACGACUGGUCUUACAUUAUGUCGACCAACUCUAAAUAAUUUUAUCUAGAGUUUCACGAACUUCAUUAUUUCACAAAUACUAGUCGUUCCGCAGCAACUUACGAUUUCUUUCUUAAUUCUUUUUUCUCGUUUAAUCAAACAUCACAGCUAGAUAUUUGAAUUAAUAAAAUCUCAAGUACUUGUAAUAUAAAAGCAAGCGUUUCAACAGAACAUGUUUAUAUACUGUAACCAAAAUAAUGAUUAAAAAAGGCUAGUUGACACUUUUUUAUAAGGUCUUCUGGAUUGAAAUUAAAAUCAUAUUUUUUUAAGUGAUCAUUACAUGAAAAUUUUAAUUUUUAAAUAUUUAUUUGACAAUACAAGCCAAAACGCAUCGGCCAUGAUAUUUCAGCUGUUUCAAUCACGUCACGAAUCCUUCACCAAACGGAGCGUUUGAAAAAAAUAAUACUUAAUAAUUAGUUUGACGUUUAGUAGUUACAUAAAGAAACUUUGUGACGUCACAAAAUGGACGACAGCGUUUUUGACGUAUAAUUUGUUUACAUUCGAGUGACAGUAGUCAGUUUGUGAUCAGCCUAACAAAUAAUUAGGUAAUUUCUAACGCUGAGCGUUUCACUCCUUAACAAAUUGUUACGUUUAUUUAGUAUAGUUGUGUUGAUUGAUUGGAAAAAUAGUUUGAUUGUAAUUAAAAAAAUGGACUUAACACUGGAUGAAAUUGUAUUAUUUUUGUACUUGAAGAGAGAAAUGCGUAGUUUAUAAUGUAUAUUUUUUGUAAAUCCUGCAAGUAUUGGCUAUUUGUAAUGUAUCAAAAAUACAAGCGGAUAGUCGUGGGGUUAUGACGUAAUUAUUUUUGACAACAAUGUAACUGUCACUUUAUCUAAGAAACUGUCAUGUUGAUGUCAAAUGCUUAGCCUUGUCAUAUCUCCUUCCUUGAGACCAUGCGAGAAUUCUUAAAUUCAUGGUUUGGUAUUAUGAAAAGUUAAGAGUAAAAUAAGAAAUAUGGCAGUCUUGUGGUAUAAUUUUCAAUAUAAUUUUGGUAAUUGACCAAAAUCUCACAGCAUAACCCUUUGCUUUUAGAAUGUAUUAAACUCAUUAUUAUUUUCCUGUAUUGAAUGGUUGUAUGAUUAUGAAUUUGAUUUAUGGUCGCAGUCUCUAUUAUAAUAGAGAAUGGUUGAUUGUUUUGUGAAUAAAUAUUUCAUAAUUCUUU